AUGAAGAAUACUCCACCAGGCACCAACACAACAAACACGUCCGGGUUCAAGUUCCCUGGAUCAGCCUCGCAGCCGAGCCCCUGUAGCAUCCUGGAGCUAACAGAGCUAACGGAGCUAGCAGAGAAACAGAAAGCUAGAAGCAGCAGUCACCGCAGAGACCUGUCCAUCAACCUCGCUGGUGCAGAGGCCCUGCAGCAGUGCUGCGACCUGUCCCAGCUGUGGUUCAGAGAGUUCUUCCUGGAGCUGACCAUGGGUCGCAGGAUCCAGUUCCCCAUUGAGAUGUCCAUGCCCUGGAUCCUCACCGACCACAUCCUGGAGACCAAGGAGCCCUCCAUGAUGGAAUAUGUGCUGUAUCCUCUAGACUUGUAUAACGACAGCGGCUACUACGCUCUCACUAAGUUCAAGAAGCAGUUCCUUUAUGAUGAAAUCGAGGCUGAGGUAAACCUCUGCUUCGACCAGUUUGUCUACAAGUUAGCUGAUCAGAUAUUUGCCUACUACAAAGCAAUGGCUGGAAGCGUCCUCUUAGAUAAGCGCUUCAGAGCAGAGUGUAAAAACUAUGGCGUGAUCAUCCCGUACCCUCCCUCAAACCGCUACGAGACGCUGCUCAAACAGAGACACGUACAGCUGUUAGGCCGCUCCAUUGACCUGAACCGUCUGAUCACCCAGAGGAUCUCGGCAGCGAUGUACAAGUCCCUGGACCACGCCAUCAGCCGCUUUGAGAGCGAGGACCUCACUUCCAUCGUGGAGCUGGAGUGGCUCCUGGAGAUCAACAGACUAACCCACCGGCUCCUCUGCAAGCACCUGACUCUGGACAGCUUCGACGCCAUGUUCCGCGAGGCCAACCACAACGUCUCCGCCCCCUACGGACGAAUCACGCUCCACGUUUUCUGGGAGCUCAACUUCGACUUCCUCCCCAACUACUGCUACAACGGAUCCACAAACCGCUUUGUACGUACAGCCAUUCCCUUCACCCAGGAGCCUCAAAGAGACAAGCCAGCCAACGUGCAGCCUUACUACCUGUAUGGGUCCAAGCCUCUGAACAUUGCCUACUCCCACAUAUACAGCUCUUACAGAAACUUUGUCGGCCCGCCCCACUUCAAGACCAUCUGCCGUCUCCUUGGUUACCAAGGCAUCGCUGUAGUGAUGGAGGAGCUGCUCAAGAUUGUCAAGAGCCUGUUACAGGGCACCAUCCUGCAGUACGUAAAAACACUGAUCGAAGUCAUGCCCAAGAUCUGCCGCCUGCCGCGCCAUGAGUACGGCUCCCCAGGUAUCUUGGAGUUCUUCCACCAUCAGCUCAAGGAUAUCAUUGAGUAUGCUGAGCUGAAGACAGAUGUCUUCCAGAGCCUAAGGGAGGUGGGAAACGCCAUCCUCUUCUGCCUUCUCAUCGAGCAAGCUCUGUCCCAGGAAGAAGUGUGUGACCUGCUCCAUGCCGCCCCCUUCCAGAACAUUCUGCCCAGAGUCUACAUCAAAGAGGGAGAGCGUCUGGAGGUGAGGAUGAAAAGGCUGGAAGCGAAGUACGCCCCUCUCCACCUUGUGCCUCUAAUUGAGAGGUUGGGAACCCCACAGCAAAUUGCCAUUGCCCGUGAGGGGGACCUGCUCACCAAAGAGCGUCUGUGCUGCGGCCUCUCCAUGUUCGAGGUCAUCCUGACGCGCAUCCGCAGCUUCCUGCAGGACGGGGUGUGGCGCGGGCCCCCCCCCACCAACGGUGUGAUGCAUGUCGACGAGUGUAUGGAGUUCCACCGCCUGUGGAGCGCCAUGCAGUUCGUCUACUGCAUCCCAGUUGGCACACACGAGUUCACCGCAGAGCAGUGCUUCGGGGACGGGCUGAACUGGGCCGGCUGUGCCAUCAUCGUGCUGUUGGGACAGCAGCGUCGCUUUGACCUCUUCGACUUCUGCUACCACCUGCUCAAAGUCCAAAGACAGGACGGCAAGGAUGAGAUCAUCAAAAAUGUGCCCCUGAAGAAGAUGGCGGACCGCAUUAGGAAGUACCAGAUCCUUAACAAUGAGAUCUUCGCCAUCCUCAACAAGUACAUGAAGGCGGUGGAGACGGACAGUUCCACUGUGGAGCACGUUCGCUGUUUCCAGCCUCCUAUACACCAAUCCCUGGCUACCACCUGUUGAAAUACACCCUUCACACAUAUUGAACACACACAUACUUAAAACAAACAUAGCUGUGAUACUAAUUUCUGCCUCCUCCUGAUCUCCUAGGGGUAUAGAAUACAAUCAAACAGUUCCUCUAUCCAAAAUGUGGCUGUCUAUGAAUCCUUGAAGCACUCAGAAGUGGACCAGGCCAGAGGCAGAAGUGUAUACUCACACCUUUAUCUUUUUUCUUAUUUUACUAUCUGUGUGGCUCUCACUCAGACUCAUGCAUGCCUUGUCUCACUCCUUCCGCUGCACACAUGUGGAUUGAACACAAAUGCCAAAAGAGAAUCUCUAUCUUAAAAUCGGAAGCCACUUGUUUGAAGUCCGAGCUGUUGGGACUCCUAAACGCCUUUCAGAAUUGGCAAUCAGGAGCAAAUAAAAUCGAACAAGGUUUAAGAAAAAAAAGACAAAAUAAUGCAACAGAAGAGCUAAUUUUUCUAAGUUAUAUAAAGAUAUUUUAACAUGGUGCACUUAAGUGCUACUAAAGUUACUAACCGUUCUAGCACCACUUAAUAACCAUAGUGUCUCCUCUAUUAUGGCCCAAACUUGUUUAUUGUGAUCAAACUCAUUUGUAUAAUAAUCUGAUCUACCCUGUUUCAUGGUGCACAGUGUCUAUCAUGAUGCAUUUACCUCACCUGCUUGCUUUCAAAGGUACAUCGCAUUCUUGAUUUGCUUUUAUUUAUCACUCCCGCCUUCCCACCAUCUGUUUUUUCUCGCUUCCUCCCAACACAUUUUUAUUGGGUACCAAUUCCACUGUAAAUUUCACUGUUGAACUAAGUGAAGUGUUGAGUGUUGUAAUUGUUCUUGUUUUUAAUUAUUAAUAUUUUUUAAUGUACUCAUCCUCGGUAUACUUGCCUCUCUGCAAGAAAAUCUCAUUGACUUUAUUUUUUGUCUGUUGAAAAGAUUUUUUAUAUUCUGUACAUCAAUACAGUGAUAUUAUUUACAAUUUUUGAAAAGACACAUCUUCAUCUGGGCAAAUGUGUUUGUUUUUUCAAGAGUAAAAAAAAAACAUUCAAGGAAGAAGAUUAGAAAAUACCUCCAGGUUGUAUAAAGACAGUGCUAGAUUAACCUGUUCUGAGUGUGAAUGGAUGAUGUUUAUCUAGCAGACCUAUGACAUAUUCUGCACAUAAAGGAAACAUCUUAACAAAAAUGUCAGCUAUCAUUAAAGGGCAGUUUCCUAAUAUAGUCAGUAUUUACUAUUGUUGGCUUUAGAUUUAGCAGUGUUAUCAGAAUAUGCAAAAUGUGUCCUUAUUUUUUUUUCAUAUGAAGGAAAACAAAUGAAUUAUUAAGAAGAAACUAUCCCUAAGCUGCCCUUUGAUCUUUUUCUGCUCCGUUUUGAAUGAACAAACUUUCUUUUGUAACUCCGGUGUCUUUUUAUCAUAUUUAUUCAACUCGACGUAUUGUUCAUUUAAAGGUUAAUCUAGUAAAAAUGAAGGUACCAAUGUAUCAUCUCAAAA
This is a messenger RNA of Notothenia coriiceps (black rockcod), 3599 nucleotides long. Its product is annotated as cytoplasmic FMR1-interacting protein 2-like. Gene Ontology annotation, biological process: regulation of actin filament polymerization. The transcript has 16 exons. The record is from RefSeq and is a predicted model, not a curated record. Gene Ontology annotation, molecular function: small GTPase binding. Bases 1 to 2121 code for a protein of 706 amino acids. Lineage: Eukaryota; Metazoa; Chordata; Actinopteri; Perciformes; Nototheniidae.